AGGGAGGGCAGUGGGCGGGGAGCGCCUCUGAGGGAGAAGGAGAGCGAGCGAGAGGGAAGCGUCGCCGUUGUCGUCGUCGAGUGGGGCGUGGCGGCGGUUGUGGUCCAACGACGACGCCGAGGGCCGAGUGAGGAAGAUGGCGGCCUCGGCUGCCUCUGCUGCUGCUGCUCCUACGGCGCCCGUCCCUGUCAGCCUCCGCCUGGGAGACCUGGUCUGGGGGAAGUUGGGCCGAUAUCCUCCUUGGCCAGGAAAGAUUGUUAAUCCGCCUAAGGACCUAAAGAAGCCUCGUGGGAAGAAGUGCUUCUUUGUGAAGUUUUUUGGGACUGAAGACCAUGCUUGGAUUAAAGUGGAGCAGUUGAAGCCUUAUCAUGCCCACAAAGAAGAAAUGAUCAAAAUCAACAAAGGCAAGAGGUUCCAGCAAGCUGUAGAUGCUGUGGAAGAAUUUCUCAAGAAGGGCAAAGGCAAGGACCAGGCAUCUUCUCAUAACUCGACUGAAGAGAAGAACCGGCGGAAUUCCAGUGAAGAGAGGGGCAAGCAGUCAGUGGGAGAGGAGAAACACAAAGCUGGGUUGUCUGGAGGGAAGGUGAAAAAGAGAGUGUCCUCAGUUUCCUCUGAGCGAGGAGCAAAAUCCCCAUUGAAGAGAACAUAUGAGCAGAGCCCCCGGAAGCGAGGGCGCCCCCCCAAAGACGAGAAGGACCUGACAAUCCCUGAAUCAAGCACAGUGAAGAGAAUGAUGACUGGCACCGUCGCUGGCUUUAAAUGGCCACCAAGUGUAAGCGAGCCUGUGAAAGAUGGUGACCCGCAUUUCCAUCACUUCCUGCUUAGCCAGACAGAGAAGCCAGCUGUUUGCUACCAGGCCAUCACAAAGAAGCUGAAGGUGUGUGAAGAGGAAACCGGGUCCACAUCCAUUCAGGCAGCAGACAGCACAGCUAUAAAUGGCAGCAUCACUCCUACAGACAAGAAGAUAGGGUUCCUUGGUCUUGGCCUGAUGGGAAGUGGCAUCGUGUCCAACUUACUAAAAAUGGGUCAUACUGUUACAGUCUGGAACCGGACUGCUGAAAAGUGUGAUUUGUUCAUCCAGGAGGGGGCAAGGUUAGGAAGAACCCCCGCUGAAGUCGUCUCGACCUGUGACAUCACUUUCGCCUGCGUAUCUGACCCAAAGGCAGCCAAGGAUCUGGUGCUUGGUCCUAGUGGGGUGCUCCAGGGUAUACGUCCAGGGAAGUGCUACGUGGACAUGUCAACUGUUGAUGCAGACACCGUUACAGAACUGGCCCAGGUGAUUGUAUCCAGAGGUGGUCGCUUUCUGGAGGCACCAGUUUCAGGGAACCAACAGUUGUCUAAUGAUGGGAUGUUGGUGAUACUAGCGGCUGGAGACAGAGGUUUAUACGAAGACUGCAGUAGUUGUUUCCAAGCAAUGGGAAAGACCUCUUUUUUUCUAGGGGAAGUGGGCAAUGCUGCCAAGAUGAUGCUCAUCGUCAACAUGGUCCAAGGAAGCUUCAUGGCCACAAUAGCAGAAGGACUGACUCUGGCUCAAGUGACUGGUCAGUCACAGCAGACCCUUCUGGAUAUCCUCAAUCAGGGGCAGCUUGCCAGCAUCUUCCUGGACCAGAAGUGCCAAAAUAUCUUGCAAGGAAAUUUUAAACCAGACUUCUACCUGAAAUACAUCCAGAAAGAUCUCAGAUUAGCCAUUGCACUAGGUGAUUCUGUUAACCAUCCAACUCCCAUGGCAGCUGCAGCCAAUGAGGUCUACAAACGGGCAAAAGCAUUGGACCAAUCUGACAAUGAUAUGUCUGCUGUGUACAGGGCCUACAUCCACUAGGCAUCCCAUUCUUAUUGUUAAUACUAUGAUUAUUGAUGAUGAUGAAUACUGGGUUUUAACUCUGGACCAGUCCAUCUCUGUCUGUCUGUCUUUCUCUUCCACCCCCCACCCCUACCACUCCUUUUCUUUUUUUAAUACAAAAACUCUGAGAUCUGCCGCCUGGGCAGUUGUUUCAGCCAAGAGGGCAGUCGCUGCAGCAAACCUUCCUGUGCCAGCAAUAGAAAAGGUUGGACCCUUAACCAUCUUGACAACAAGUCUGUGUCACCCGUUGAGAGUCAUGGAAAGAAAUUGGUGGCAGGCGACUCUUGCCAGAAAAACUGCUGCUUGGCCUUAUACUGGUUCUUGUUUAUAUGAGUGUCCCCAAAGUUUUCUUUUAAUUGUUUUCUAACUGCUGUUUCACUUUUUUUGCGGUGGGUAAUGUAUACGUUGGCCUCUCUUGUGCAUUAGGGACAGUUGAAAGAUUAGAGGAUGUCCUACCUACCUGUAAACUUUUAUGGCUAUAGACUUGGAUUGGGAUCGUAACCUGGCUCCUGAGGGCUUUUCCUGAGAGGAAACGGUGAUGGCAUUAAUAUCAGUACAGGGUUGAUGGGUGUGUUCUUCACUUCAUCAACUCAUUGCUACUGUGUUUUAGAAUAAAAACUGACUCCAUCCACCCAUCCAUGCCAUUGCCCAUAGAAAGAACAAAGUAGCAUGUAUAUUUUUAAGGUGUAUGGUGUUUUCCUUGGGUUUUACAUCAAGCUGGCAUGCCCACCAGAUACACACCUGUUGUUCUGUGCUUGUCAGGGUUUGCAGACUUGGGUUCUUCCAGUGUUGCUUAGAUUAGCUAUAGGGGAAGAAAUAGAAAAUGAAAGAGCUUAGCUUUCAGAAGCCUCAAACUAAAACCUCAGAAUGUUUUGGUCACGUAAAGUGGAGGAGAAGUACCUAUUUCACAGCAUUGAGGGUAGCAUUCACCAGCAAACUCUUUCUGUGAGUGUUUGAAUGGCGAAUUUGUCAAUUUCCCCAAAAGCAGAUAAAUAAGAGAUACCUGUGUUUCAUACUGCAUAAAGUAUGAGAAAUGGCUCCAACUGGUGAUACCUUUACAAUACUCAUCCCAUAGUAAUUGAAGCAAAAUCCUCAAGAGUUCCUUUUGAACAACUUUGUGAUUGCUCCAUAAAAGCAAGCUUUUUGAACCCAAUAGAUCUUGAUAACAUACUUGGCUAACAAAACAACCGGUGGCACACUGAGCAAUGUCACCUUUCCCCCGUUGGCCCUUUAAUUUUUAAAAUGGAUUGUGAAGGUAUGAAGAGGUAGUGGGGUACAAACAGCAAAGAAGGUGCAUACCUGCAACAUUACAAAGAUUUUUGAAAUCCUGAUGCUUCUGCUUUUAGAGCUCAAAUCAGUAUUACUCUUUGAGAGACUCCUGUAUUCACCCCAAGAAAGUCUGUGUGAUGUGCGAUUGGGAAGAUGAGACACCCUCCCAGUUUGUGAGUUGGAUUUCACACUUGAGGAGGCGGCUACAUACAUAGAACUGGCCUGUACAAUCUUGAUUUUGUGGCACACACAUUUCUUAGAUCAGAUCUACAAACGUUGGGCUCUGUGUGUUUAGGCCCUGGUGGGAAAUUUAACCUUCAGCAGACGAGAUGAGCAAUGAGGGUGCGCUGGGCGUAUUCAGAAUACAAGCAGAAGACUUGGUGUUUGUUUUGUGUUUGAAACUCCAGGAAUGGGAUAAUCCAUUUUGUGUCCUAGUUCUGUUAGGAACACAUGUUUUUCAGGUGUUUUGCUUUCUGGGAUAUGGAUAAUCCUCAUGGAAAAGAAACAAACCAGUUUAGCCUAGGUACCUUAGGAUAACACUGCUUUGUCUGGUCCAACCAGAUAACACCCAGAUGCUUAGGACUACAAAACUUAUUAUUCCCACCUAGUGAAGUGAAGGGAGUUGUAGCCAGUGACAGCUUGUAGAAGGCUGCUCUUACUGCCUCAAAUAGCCAUUAUAGUUGUUGUUUUCUACAUUCAGAUUCAUCGUUAUUGAAAACCAACAGUUGUAAUUGUAUUGACCUGUACUUCCAGUUGGAUCUUGCAAGGACUGCUAGGGUGUCUCAGGUACAGCAAGUGUGUCUGGGGGCAUUAGAGGUAACUUCAGCCCUUUGUCCAGGCGUUUAAUAUUUGCUAAGGCUCGAAACAUGUCCGGAGUUUGCUAAAGGAACAAUUUCUUAAUUUAUGAAAACUGCACCGAGAUAACUAUUUGCCUUCAAGCAAAAAACCCGAAACUGGGCUGGGAAUGGAGGUAAUAAGAGAACAGUAACGUCUUCCAAUAAAGGCCUAUAUUGUGGAUUGUUUGGCAACGGGGGAAAAGAUCUGCUAAAGAGUGUGUUCCUUGCUGUAGGGCUGCAGUUAUCGAAACAUCAAGGAAGAGUAAGGGCAUGCUGAGAUAGAAACCAAGGCUGUGGCAAGUACUGGACUAUCUCAGAUGCCGUUUUGAGAUAGCCUUGUUUUCCUUGUUGGUAGCGAAACAGUAAGAGUGUGUAGUGCCUUAAAAUUUUAUUAUGGCAUAAGCUCUCGUGGUUCAGAAUAGGGCUCUGCCCUCAUAGGUUUUAUACCACAAUAUAUCUUAGUUUUUAAGGAUGCCCAGGAUUCCUCAUUCAACACUAUGGAGUCUCUUUCUCUCAGCUCCAGGAGCCACUUUCCCUUCAAAAUCUUUGUACAGAUCUCUUCAAAUCCCAGUCGGCGUUGGUGCAGGAGGGGAAGCAUGGAUUGCAGGAGAAUAUAAUGGAACUGGCUUUAGUCUUUGUUGUCUUAAUAUUGUUGAGAAGACUGUAAAGUUCCUUUUUAACGGGGAUUUCUGUUUUAGCGAUUGCUUUUUUUUUUGUUCCCUCCUUUUUAAAGAGAAUAAAAAAACAUGUGACACUUGUGGAAAGCUUGUAAGAAAAAAAAAAAACAGUUUUCUUUCAAACCCUUCUCCUUCGAUGACCGAUCUAUAGGUAAUUAAGGUUGUGAAUUUUUAUUUUGCCUUGUUUUUAAUUAACGUUUGUCAUUCAGAAUAGGACGUGUGGUGAUGAUUAAAUGGCAAAAACAGAAGAAAUGAUUCUUUUUUUUCCUUGUGCAAUUAACAAAGCUACUGGCAAAAGAAAUAAAACCUUUCUUGGUAACACAA
This is a messenger RNA of Sceloporus undulatus (fence lizard), 4946 nucleotides long. RefSeq names its product glyoxylate reductase 1 homolog (gene GLYR1). Gene Ontology annotation, molecular function: NAD binding; NADP binding; oxidoreductase activity, acting on the CH-OH group of donors, NAD or NADP as acceptor. NCBI's taxonomy places the organism in Eukaryota, Metazoa, Chordata, Lepidosauria, Squamata, Phrynosomatidae. Bases 137 to 1819 code for a protein of 560 amino acids. The transcript is spliced from 16 exons. The record is from RefSeq and is a predicted model, not a curated record.